Triticum aestivum (bread wheat) is the source of this 1329-nucleotide messenger RNA. RefSeq names its product ethylene-responsive transcription factor CRF1-like. The record is from RefSeq and is a predicted model, not a curated record. Gene Ontology annotation, molecular function: DNA-binding transcription factor activity; DNA binding. Lineage: Eukaryota; Viridiplantae; Streptophyta; Magnoliopsida; Poales; Poaceae. The coding region runs from base 195 to 1163 and encodes 322 amino acids. The transcript has a single exon. Gene Ontology annotation, biological process: regulation of DNA-templated transcription.
UCUCCCUCGCAGAUCAAUCUGAUAAACCGUUGCCUAUUACGCAGGAGAUCCUAUAAACGGGUAGAGUGCGUCUUCUCCCCUUCCCAAAGCCUCGCGUUGGCCGAUCCACCUCCUCCCCCCCUUUCCACCUCCCCUCCUCUUCGUCUUCCAGGACCUUUUCUCACUCUCUCGAUCAGUCCACGAGGAGGGUGCCAAUGGUGGAACCCAUCGUCGCCGCUGGGAAGACACUGAACCAGCACCGGAGGAGGGUCGUCAAGGAGGAGGGAGAGGAGGCCGCGGCCGUGGCGAUGCCAAGAGUCCUUCGCGUCACGUUCGAGGAUCGGGACGCCACCGACUCCUCCAGCGAUGACUCGCCGCGGCAGGGACGCCGCUACAUCGAGGAAAUCUGCAUCGAGCAGCCGGCGAGGAUGACGGCGUCGCCGCAGCCGCAGCUUUCUCCUUUCCGGAGAGGGGCCAUCCUCGGCGCCAAGAGGAGGGCCGACACUGCGGAGGAACCCAAAUUUCGCGGGGUGCGCCGUCGGCCGUGGGGGAAGUACGCGGCGGAGAUCCGCGACCCCAACAAGGGGGUGAGGGUGUGGCUCGGCACCUUCGACACCGCGGAGGAGGCUGCCAUGGUCUAUGAUAGUGCCGCCCUCCGGCUUCGUGGGCCAUCUGCAACGACGAAUUUUCCUACUUCGCCGUCCCCUUCUGCUGAUCCUGAUCCUGCUCUCUUGACCGAUGCUGACGGUGAUGUCGGCCACUUCCUUGUGGCGGCCACAUACGAGGAGUCCAGCGAUGAGUCGCAGUUUGUUGGCUCGCCGGUCUCUGUCCUCAGGCCGCUCGAGGUGGUGGCGUCUACAGUGAAUGCCAAGCCUGAGGAGUCUACCGUUCCUGUUGGUUUGAAGAUUUCGGUGGACAUGUGCCGCAGAGGCGGCAACUACUCUCCGUUUUGCAACGCCGAUGUUAUUGUGCCGCCGGAGGACGAAGACUGCAUGUUCCCUGGCCUCUCAUUUGCUGCACCGACGAUUUUCGACGAUGAUGGUAUGAUGUCAUCACACCUUGACUACUAUGCAGCUAAUGUCGAGCCGUUGAGUUUAUUGGAGAUGGGUGAGCUUCCAGCGUGGCGAGAGGUGGAUGUCUUCUUUGAUGAUGUUUUGUCUGCCUCACCUCUCACUGAACUAUGAUUGAUCAGGAGUUCAUCACCUCUAUGUAUAGAUAAUAUACAAUUCUUUAUUUCGCGUUACUACUAUUUGUAAUGUCAUUAUUUAGUAUAUGUAUAAGUCAAAUUAUUUUGGUGUUGUGGUAGAUGAUGGUUAUUUCGUGAAGUCCGAUUAAGCAAAUUUGUCGACA